AUGGCUCCGUCGCCGGAGAUGGCGGCGGUCGCCGACCAGCUGGUGGACGCCGCGAGGAUGCAGUUCGGGCCGUCUCCGCUGCCGUACGCCGAUGCCGCCCGCUGGAUGAUCCGCCACCACCUCCUCUCCCUCUCCGACAUCUUCCCCGCCUUCCGCGCCGCCCUCUCCCCCUUCGUCCACAACGACGGCCGCUCCGCUGUCCUCCUCCACGUCCACGGCCCCAUCCCCACGUAUAUCCCGAUCUCCGUGUGGCUUGUCGAGGCUUAUCCUUACGUCCCCCCCUUAGUUUACCUCUCCCCGCCCUCCGGGACCGCCGUCGCUGAUAAACAUCCUUUCGUCGACCCCUCCGGCACCGUGUUCAGCCACUACAAUCUCUCAUGGACGUUCCCGAGCUCCAACCUCGUCGACUUGGUCCGAGACCUCUCCGUUCUCUUCGCGGUGCACCCUCCGUUGGUCGCGUCCUACGACCUGAAGGACGACGUCGUAGCAAAGAUCCUCCGCGACCUCGAUGCGGGGAAAGCCGACACCGAGCGGCUUUUAACGACGCAGACCGAGAUGAGGCGACGGCACGAAGUGUUAGAAUGUUUGAUAAAACAGAUGAUAGGUGAGGUUGAGGAGGCGGAGGAGCAGCUGCAGACGGCGGCGACGAACGUCGACGUGAUGGAGAGCUGGGUGAGGGAGAGCAGGAGGAAGAACGACGUGUUAAACGGAGAGGUCGAUGCGGAUGACGUGUUUGGGGCGUGCGAUGAGCCGUCGCAGCGGCUCAUGGAGAGCACGGCGGCCGACAUGGCGGCGGAGGACGCGAUGUACGCGCUGGACUGCGCGCUGAGGGAGCGGCGCGUGCCGGUGGACGGGUACCUGAGGAGCGUCAGGGAGCUGGCGAGGGAGCAGUUCUUCUUCCGGUUCGCGUCGCGGAGGGUUUGCGAGGCGAGAGAGGUGGAGAGGCCGGGUGUUGGAAGCGCUCGGCCGGCCGUAGUGGCGAAAUAGUAAAUUUAUGGGAUGGUUGCGUGGAGAGGGCAAUCAGCUGUUUUGCAAGUGGUAACAGAAUCAACAGUUAAA
Molecule: messenger RNA, 1059 nt
Organism: Ananas comosus (pineapple)
Lineage: Eukaryota; Viridiplantae; Streptophyta; Magnoliopsida; Poales; Bromeliaceae
Product: protein ELC-like
Exons: 1
Coding region: 1-987 (328 amino acids)
Biological process (GO): protein modification process; endosome to lysosome transport; protein transport
Cellular component (GO): ESCRT I complex
Molecular function (GO): ubiquitin binding
Source: RefSeq, a predicted model, not a curated record